GGAGGCCGCCACUGUGUACAAUACAGGUGGGACGCCGACUCACCUGCUGGGAUAUACAGCAAGCAUCACGCCGAACAGUGCCGAGGGGCGGAAUGCCGCUUGUAAUGUGACCAGAGCAGGACGCGACGCGACGCGACCCGACCGUACUCAACCCGCGGCUGCUGUAGCUGACGCCCGUCUUUGUCUCUCCGAAUCCUGGAUGAAUCCGAAGGAAUGGCUUUGGCGGAGCUUUACACGAAGUACAACAGAGUAUGGAUUCCCGACCCUGAAAAUGUCUGGAAAUCGGCUGAAAUCACCAAGGAUUAUAAACCAGGGGAAGAUGUGCUUGAGAUACAGCUAGAGGAUGGAACGGAAAUCAGAUAUCCUCUGGAUCCAGUAUCCCAGGCUUUACCGCCUCUCCGCAAUCCUGAUAUCCUGGUGGGCGAAAAUGAUCUGACAGCUCUCAGCUACCUUCACGAACCAGCCGUCCUACACAACCUCAAAGUGCGCUUCAUGGAGUCGAAGCUCAUCUACACCUACAGUGGUAUUAUUCUUGUAGCCAUCAAUCCAUACAAACAGCUACCGAUCUAUGGGGAGGCCAUCAUCCAUGCAUACAGUGGUCAGAAUAUGGGAGACAUGGAUCCUCAUAUAUUUGCUGUUGCAGAAGAAGCUUAUAAACAAAUGGCCAGGAACAAUAAAAAUCAGUCUAUUAUUGUUAGUGGUGAGUCUGGAGCUGGAAAGACAGUAUCUGCAAGAUAUGCAAUGAGAUACUUUGCCACAGUUAGCAAAUCUGGAAGCAAGACGCGUGUGGAAGAUAAAGUUCUUGCAUCCAACCCAAUAACAGAGGCAAUUGGCAAUGCUAAAACAACAAGAAACGACAAUAGUAGUCGUUUUGGAAAAUAUACAGAAAUCAGUUUUGACAGGAGGUACCAGAUUAUCGGUGCAAACAUGAGGACUUACUUGCUAGAAAAAUCCAGAGUGGUGUUUCAGUCUGAGAAUGAAAGAAAUUACCACAUAUUCUAUCAGCUCUGUGCCUGUGCGGACCAACCAGAGUUCCAGAAUCUGAAGCUGGGCAAAGCAGAUGAAUUUAAGUACACCAGCAUGGGUGGAAUGACAUACAUAGACGGUGUGAAUGACAAAUCUGACAUGGCCGAGACUCGCAGGACCUUCUCACUGUUAGGCUUGAAUGAAGAUUUCCAGAUGGAUGUCUUCAAGGUGCUUGCAGCUAUUCUUCAUUUAGGCAAUGUACACAUUAAAGCUGUGAGUGAUGAGAAGUCGGCUGUUAGUCUCAAUGACCAGCACCUGAAUCUGUUCUGCCAGCUUCUGGAUGUCAAUAUUGAAGGAGUAUCUCGUUGGCUAUGCAACCGGAGCAUCAUCACUGCCUCUGAGACCGUAGUAAAGCCGAUGCCAAGACAUCAGGCUGUCAAUGCCAGGGAUGCACUGGCCAAACAAAUCUACUCUCACUUGUUUGACUGUAUCAUCGACAGAAUUAAUAAGGCUCUACAGUUUCCUGGCAAACAGCACACUUUUAUAGGUGUUCUGGACAUUUAUGGCUUUGAAACUUUUGAAAUAAACAGCUUUGAACAAUUUUGUAUAAAUUAUGCAAAUGAAAAGCUGCAGCAGCAGUUUAACUUGCAUGUGUUUAAACUGGAACAAGAAGAGUACAUGAAGGAGGAUAUUCCAUGGACACUGAUUGAUUUUUAUGACAACCAACCAGUCAUUGACCUUAUUGAGGCUAAAAUGGGUAUUCUGGAUUUACUGGAUGAAGAAUGUUUGUUUCCUCAAGGGACAGAUGAGAACUGGCUUCAGAAGUUGUACAACAAUUAUCUGGACAAGAAUGCAUUGUUUGAAAAGCCAAGAAUGUCAAACAAAUCAUUUAUAAUUCAACACUUUGCUGAUAAGGUUGAAUACAAGUGUCAAGGAUUCUUGGAGAAGAACCGAGACACAAUGUAUGAAGAGCUAAUUGGUGUUUUGAGGGCUAGUCAUCUCCAUCUUUUAGCAAGCUUCUUUCAAGAAGAUGAGCCGACAUCUCCCUUCAGGAAGAGCAUCACGUUUAAGCCUGCCAGACCCUUAGUUAAGCCCUCCAAUAAGCAGCUGAAGACAACAGUUGGAAAUAAGUUUCGCAGCUCUUUGUACAUGCUGAUGGAUACCCUAAAUGCCACCACACCUCAUUAUGUGCGAUGUAUAAAACCAAAUGAAGAGAAGCUCCCAUUUGAGUAUGAUUCCAAGAGAGUUGUGCAGCAGCUCCGAGCCUGUGGUGUGCUUGAGACGAUCCGGAUUAGUGCACAGAGUUAUCCUUCCAGGUGGACGUACAUUGAGUUUUACAGUCGCUACAGCAUUCUCAUGACACAGAAGGAACUCGCAGGAAAUGAUAAAAAGCAGACUUGCAAGACGGUGCUUCAGAGGUUAAUUCAUGACUCCAACCAGUACAAAUUUGGGCGCACAAAGAUCUUCUUCCGAGCUGGCCAGGUGGCUUACCUGGAGAAGCUCCGUUCUGAUAGACUGCGUGCUGCCUGUAUUACAAUCCAGAAAAACUUCCGUGGCUGGAUUCAGCGCAAGAAAUUCGUUCGAAUGAGAGCGGCAGCGAUCAUCAUUCAACAGUAUGUCCGCGGGCAGAGGACAAUCCGGCAAACUGUCAGUGCAACUACCAUAAAGCAGGCUUGGGCAGCCAUCAUAAUUCAGAAGCACUGCAGAGGAUUCCUGGUUCGUAGGGUCUACCAGCUCGUUCAGGUGGCUACUAUCACAAUACAAGCAUUUGCUCGCGGAUGGAUUGCCCGGAAACGUUUCAAAAAGAUACUUGAAGACUAUAAAGCUUCCAUCCUGCAGAAGUACGCUCGGGCCUGGCUGGCAAGGCGUAGAUUUCAGAGCAUUCGUCGGGUGGUUCUGAACGUGCAGCUCUCUUACAGAGUGCAGAGACUGCAAAAGAAGCUGGAGGAACAGACAAAGGAGAACCAUGUAUUGCUUGAAAGACUGACAGGACUUGCCAGUGCUCACUCUCAUGAUCUGGAAAAGCUACACAAGCUUGAGGAAAACCUGAAAAAAACGAUGGCUCAGAAGAAGGCAUUAGAGGAGGAAAUGAGGAGGGUGACUGAAGAAACAAGCCAGAUUAUCACUCAGCUCCAAAGUCAGAAUGCUACCCUUAAUGAAGAGAAGCAAGAACUGAACUUAAAGUUACAAGAGGAGCUUCAGGAGAUGAAAGAUAAUGUAGAUGAUUUCCAAAAGAAAUUAAUGGCAGACUUGGACAGGGAGGAGCGACAAAGAAAGAUGCUAGAGAAUGACUUUGCAAUUCAGAAGGAAGACUAUGAGAAGCAAAUUGACUCCCUCAAGGAAGAGAUAAAGUGCCUCCGAGAGGAAAAGAUGCAGCUCCAGCAGCAGGUCCAGGAAGAGUUUAUUUUCAACGAUGAGCUCAAGCAGGAGAUUGCGCAGCUUGCAAGGGAGGCUGAGGUUAUCCCAGGCCUAAAACAAGAGGUUGUCAUUUUGGAAACGCAAAAAAGUGAUCUGGAAAAAAAGAACAAAGAGCAAAUGGAACACACAAAAGUAAAAAUGGCAGAGGUCACGAAGCAACUUCUUGAAGGACUGAAGGAAGAAGAAACACUGUCCAGGCUGUCAGCAGAAGAUCUGAAUCAUAUUAAUGAUAGCGGAGAGUUGACUUUUGUCUAUGAAGGUUUAAAAAAAGCAGCCAGUGUAAUGGAGAAGCAUUUUCAGGCACAGAAAGAAGGUUAUCAAAAAGAAACAGAGACACUUAACUUCAAGAUUCAACACCUACAGGGUGAAGUGUGCCACUUGCAAAAUUUGUUCAAGGAGGAAAACACCGUCAAAGAUAGCAUCCGCCAGGAACUGAACAGGCUCAGCUCUGAAAAUAUGGUUAUUCCUGAAUAUAAACAGCAAAUAUCUGAGCUUCAGAGACAGAAGAAAGAGCUGGAAGUCCAAAUUAAAGACCAAGCUGUUGAAAUGAAAGACAAAAUGGAAGAAACCAUAGACCAGCUACAUCAUGAACUUGAACAAGUACAGUCACAAUGCAGAAUGCUGGAGGUUCAUGUGAAGGAUUAUGAUAAGGAAAAGCAGGUUCUGCUGGAAAAGGUGAAAAAGAAUGAGCAGGAGAAUGAGGACCUGAGGAAAAAAUAUGAAGCUGAAAAUGAGGCAAAAACCAAACUACGGCAAGAGACGACCCGACUAAGCGCAGAAAAAAUGGAUUUUGAGGAACAGAUUGAUGCAAAGGAUCGACUCAUCAAGCGACUUCAAAGCCAGAUUCAGGCAUUCCGUGCAGUUGAAAAAGCCAAUCAAGUGCAAGCACCUCCUGUUCCAAAGGAAUACAUUGGAAUGUUGGAAUACAAAAGUGAAGAUGAAGCUAAACUUAUCAAGCACCUUAUUCUAGAUCUGAAACCUCGAGGUGUUGUGGUGAACAUGAUUCCAGGUCUUCCAGCACACCUCUUGUUUAUGUGUGUGAGAUAUGCGGAUUAUAUGAACGAUGCUGCCAAGCUCAAGUCCUUAAUGAAUUCAAUUGUCAAUGGCCUAAAGGAUAUGAUAAAGGAUCACCCCGAGGAUUUUGAAACACUCUCCUUUUGGCUUUCCAAUGCUAUGCAUUUUCUUAACUGUUUAAAGCAGUACAGUGGUGAGGAGGAAUUUAUGAAGCACAAUACUUCACGCCAGAAUAAAAAUUGCUUGAAAAAUUUUGAUAUCUCUGAGUACAGGCAGAUUCUCAGUGAUCUGGCCAUUCGUAUUUAUCAACAGUUCAUCAAGGUAAUGGAGAAAAAUCUACAACCAAUAAUAGUCCCAGGCAUGUUGGAAUAUGAGAGCCUCCAGGGUAUCUCCAGCAUGAAACCCACAGGAUUCCGAAAGCGUUCCUCCAGUAUCUAUGAAGAUGCAGAGGUUUUGACCAUUAACUCCAUCCUGCAACAGCUGAGCCACUUUCACAGCGCCAUGUGUCAGCACGGCAUGGACCCUGAGUUAAUAAAGCAGUCUGUCAAGCAGUUAUUCUUCCUUAUAGGUGCUGAUACUCUUAACGGCCUCUUCCUCCGCAAGGACAUGUGCUCCUGCAGGAAAGGAAUGCAGAUUAGAUGUAACAUUAGUUAUUUGGAAGAAUGGCUGAAAGAGAAAAAUCUCCAAAGCAGCAGUGCCAUUGAUACCAUGGAGCCUCUUUCACAAGCUGCUUGGCUAUUACAGGUUAACAAAUCAACAGAAGAGGAUGCCAAGGAAAUCUGUGAAAGAUGUUCAAGUCUUUCUUCUGUUCAGAUAGUAAAAAUUCUUAACUCAUACACACCCAUUGAUGACUUUGAGAAAAGAGUUGCACCAUCAUUUGUUCGCAAAGUUCAGUCAUUUCUUCAAGGCCGUGAAGGAACUUCACAACUAAUGCUAGAUGCCAAGUACCUCUAUCAAGUCACAUUUCCAUACAGUGCCUCACCUCAGGCUCUAGAAACUAUCCAAGUUCCCAGCAGUCUUAAACUAGGAUUCCUUACAAGACUUUGACAGGAUUGAAAUGAGAUGCCGUUACAUUUUUUUAAUUGAAUCCAAAGCAAAAAAUACUGGAAUUUUUGCUCUUUUUACAGUAUGUGACUCUUUAUCUAUCAGUGCCAAAAUACCAACAGCCCAGCGUUGAACUACAGCCCACAUCUGUAGAAUUUCUCCAUUAUUUGUUCAACACUUCAUAAACCGGUUUUGCAGCUGGGAUGGAUUUAAGACUUUCCUUCUUUUCUGAGUUGAUGAACAUAAUUAAACAAAAGUGUUUUGGGAAAAAAAACAUAUAUAAAACUGUACAAACUGAACAAAUAAGUCGUUCUUUAAUUACUGUUUCUUGUUUAUGUACAGGUUUGUGGGUGUUUGUCUAUGAUUGCAAAAGAAAGGAAUUUGUCAUUUCAAAAAUCACUCAUACUGUAAUUUUUAUUAAGUAUUAAAUGACUGUUUGCACAAACUGUCCACUUACAGGCUAGAUGACAAAGUAUGAAAAUUACUGUUAUUUUUUUUUUAUUGUUAUUAAUAUUCUUCCAUUACAUAAUACAGUUUAUGAUAGUACUGUUCAGGCUGUGUCCACACUACUAUGAAAGCCAUCUCUGUCCACACUAGUGUUUUCUAAUCCUGUACGAAGGUAUCUCUGCCCACACUAAGACAAAUGAAAAUACAUAUCAGGUAGCCGUUCACUUACACUGGGCUUGCACACUUCGGCAGAAAUUGGGAAUGGAAAUGUCCAUGCUAAACCUCCAUUUGCAGCUUGCAUUUAGACAUGGGGAACAUCAAUGGUGAAUACGAAAACAAAAAAACAUUGUUUUAUUUGGACUGGCAAUGAGGCAAUUAAGUGUAACACAUGAGUAGAAGGUGAGCAAAGCGGCUGGUAAAAUGUACUGAGUAGGAUCCAAUUAGGGAAAGGCCACGUAAUGCGCACAAACCGAUUGAAAUGUGAUUAGAGUCUGUGUUUCCAAAAGUUUCCAUUUUCAGGAAUUAAAAACUUUGAGCUAGUGUGGUCGAAAGACGAAAAUGGAGAGUGAUGUCUGCAUUUUAAACAAAAAGGUGGUAGUGUGGAUGAACUUUAGUGUUGAUGGCAGUCAGGCCAAAGUUCAAUGCCAGGUUGAGGUGCCUUGUGUGGAGUUUGUGUUCAAGUGUUUUUCGUCCAGAGUAUACUGUUCCUUGCCAGAGUCCAGAGACAUUCUAACUGGUCACUCUAAACUUACAGCCCAGCACACCUACACUUACAUGGGGCUGAGUGUUGCAGCACCCAAACCAAGAGAAGAUAGGUAUAGAAGAAAGAAGGAAUGUUUAAAGUGUGCUUUAGAAAACCACAACACCUUGAUUGAAUAACACUAGCAGAUAUGUUCACGGGGCUUCAUUUGUAUUCUGGCUUACAUUCUGACACUUUUUUUUGUUUUACUUUGGUCUGAUGACAGUAUUCGUUCAUUACCGUCUGUAUCUAAAUGGGGUGUUCAUCACAGUUCACAGUUCCUUUUUCUAUUUAUAUGCAAGAGGUGUAAUUGAGACAUCAACUUUAAUUUAUAUGCUGAUGAAACACGGCCAAACCAAAGGAUAUUUAUUUAUUUAUAUCAUUAAUAGUUCUCCUGAUAUAUAAAGUGAAUGAAUGAAAAUGAUUUUAUUUAAAGAAUGUUUUUUUUCUGUAUUAAAAAAGUAAUGAUUCUACAAAGCAGUACUGAUGACUUUAAAUUUAAACAGCUUGAAGUUCUGUUUUGACUGAAUACAUCAAUAAUGCAGAGGUCAGUUUUGACAUCGCUUUAGUCAUCGCAUUUAUAAACAAUUUGCUUUUCCCGGCUUUGUAAUAUUUAAAACUGAUGAAAAGCUUGUUUAUUUUUAAUCGAGAAAUGUUGGCCACUUCAUGUCUUUACUGUGAGGCUGUUUGAAUCAUUCAAAUAUUGGAUUUAUACAUGUAUUCAUUCUUAAGUCCUACUAAAUCCACUUAAUACUACAAAGUUAAUUCUAGACAUAGCGGUGAGUAUCAUGUCUGUAAGCAAGAAAUACUGCCAUAAAACUCAAGUUGUUGUCACUACAUUGGCUUAAAGUUAACUUUACAGGCUAAAUCACAUUUUGUCAGAAGUUAUAAAGGAUUAUACUGUGAAGAAGUUGUGACCACAAAAUGUAAAUCAUCUUAUUAAAACUUAAGAGUAAACAAAACUGUUGUAAAAGAUACAGCUGUUGGCUAUAGUGCCCCCAAAUUAUAUUUUUUCUAGUGUUAGACACCUCAUCAGUCACAAGGCAAACAAUUUAGCAUAGCAUAGUUGUUGUUGGGCGGCACGGUGGCGCAGUGUGUAGCGCUGCUGCCUCGCAGUUAGGAGACCUGGGUUUGCUUCC
Messenger RNA from Polypterus senegalus (gray bichir), 7767 nucleotides. RefSeq names its product myosin VC (gene myo5c). Gene Ontology annotation, biological process: vesicle transport along actin filament; actin filament organization. Gene Ontology annotation, molecular function: ATP binding; actin filament binding; microfilament motor activity. Gene Ontology annotation, cellular component: vesicle; cytoplasm; actin cytoskeleton. Lineage: Eukaryota; Metazoa; Chordata; Cladistia; Polypteriformes; Polypteridae. The transcript has 41 exons. The coding region runs from base 214 to 5445 and encodes 1743 amino acids. The record is from RefSeq and is a predicted model, not a curated record.